AGAAGCAGAAGCAUCACUUUGCCUGUCUGCACACAUUAGAUUCCUACACACACUCUUGCACACGCACACACACACACACACACACAAUUCGUCCGUGCGUCAGCUGCUCAGAGUGUGUGUUGACAGCUGCAGUGGUAGCGUGUGCAUGUGUGUGUCUGUGCAGGCAUCGCUCUUCUGCAUCCACUGAAGUAGUAACUCUCUGACUGCUCGUCGCUGCCGCUGACAGAAGUCAAGAGUCGAGAAGGGAGGGGACGAGAAGUAAAGACAGACAGACAGAGGCAGAGAGAGAGACAGGGAGAGAGAGAGAGAGAGGUCCAGAGAGGUUGAGAGGUGAGAGGAUAGACAGUCUCUAUGAGUAAGGUGUCCCGUCUCCACAUGCUGUGCUCUAUGGCGAACUCCGGCUGUGUGCUACUGUCCGGGUCCGGGAUGUUACCCCACUCUCUGCAAUGCCCCCCCGCCUUCCUCUAUCUGCCCCAGGGUAACCAAGAGGCCACAGCUCCCCCUGAAGCCAUGGCCCAAGCCUUCCCACCGGCCCAGUACCCCCCUCCACCACAGAAUGGGAUCCCAGCUGAGUACGCCACGCCCCACACCCACCCACCGGCAGACUACACGGGACCAAGCACGGUGGCCGAGCACGCCCUGACACUGUACACGGCGACGCACACACAGAACGAACAGCCGGGAAACGACAGCAACACCCCCGCCCUCACAACCAACACAGUAACGCAGGCAGAGGAGGUUUCACAGUCAGAGGGCUCCCAGCAGCUCCACCUGCAGUCCAGUGAUUCAUCGGAGAAGCAGCAGCCCAAGAGGUUACACGUCUCCAACAUUCCUUUCCGUUUCCGAGACCCUGACCUCCGGCAAAUGUUCGGGCAAUUUGGCAAGAUUUUAGACGUGGAGAUUAUUUUUAACGAGCGAGGCUCCAAGGGCUUUGGGUUUGUAACAUUUGAAACAAGUGCAGAUGCUGACCGUGCACGGGAGAAACUAAAUGGUACAAUCGUAGAGGGACGCAAAAUAGAGGUCAACAAUGCCACAGCCAGAGUAAUGACCAACAAAAAGCUGGCAAACCCUUAUACAAACGGCUGGAAGCUGAAUCCAGUGGUUGGAGCGGUAUAUGGCCCUGACUUUUAUGCAGUGACAGGGUUUCCAUACCCCAGUACAGGAGCAACUGUGGCCUAUAGAGGGGCCCAUUUGAGAGGGAGGGGUCGCACCGUCUACAACACAUUCCGUGCUGCACCUCCUCCUCCACCCAUCCCUGCCUAUGGAGCUGUGGUCUACCAGGAUGGCUUUUAUGGAGCAGAAAUAUAUGGAGGGUAUGCAGCUUACAGAUAUGCCCAGCCAACUGGUACUGCUGCAGCUGCAUACAGUGACAGUUAUGGCAGAGUCUAUGCAACAGCAGACCCAUAUCACCAUACGAUUGGUCCUGCAGCCACAUACAGUGUGGGCACUAUGUAAAUAAAAGAAAGACUAGAGGGAUGAGUACAGAUGGACAUCAGCUAAAAAAAGAGAAGAACAACACGGACCCAGAAGGACGCUAAAAAAAGAUCAACUAAAACAAAAAGAGGCGAUUUGUAAAGGAGCCCUUCUAUCAAGAAUGAAAGGGAUGUGACAGGAUGUCCGGGGGAUGUUUGUGGGCCUGCUCUGAGAACAGGGCCGGAACCACUGAGCCCGUAGUCCUGGGGGAGGGCAGCCUGCUGGCUCUGACCCCUCCCUCAAAAACAAGCCUUGCUGAGUGGAAGAGACCAAUUAGACAAGUCUCCAUAAAACAUUUUAUUUUUGUAAACUUUUUUAAGUUUAUGAUUUCCAAAAGAGCAAACAUAAUGUACGUAUAUACAUAUUAUAUAUUAUAUGUGUGUAAUAUAGUAAGUAUGUGAAAAAAAAAAAAAAAAGAAUAAUAAGAAGAACUUGGGGGGGGGGGGGGAAUGUUAUGUGUCUUUGCAAUUUAGAAGUUAGAAGAGGGAGGUGAGGUGAUGCCAGCUUCCCCCGUCUUCUGCUUAUCUCCCAUAACCCUCCCCCCCUCCCACCACCUCCCUCUGUUAGACGGGGCAGAGGUGCGUGUGUGUUUGUGUAUGUGUGCGUGCGUGCGUGCGUGCGUGCGUGCGUGCGUGCGUGCGUGCGUGCGUGCGUGCGUGCGUGCGUGCGUUGAGGGGUGGGAGGGCAGCUGGUCCAGCAGACAUGUCACUAUGUGGUUGCUGUGGGAAUAUGGAGCAGUCUUCAGAUAAUAAACUGCUUUUGGAGCCGGUCUUCCACUAACGGACUGCAGUAGUGUAGUUAUAACUUUGGCUAGUUUUGUCAAGCAGUCUGGACUUUGUAGAUUCCAAAAAAUACGAAUGAUGAAUAAGUAUCCCUACGUUGGUCUGAUGAGAAAGUACGGGACUGAUGGGAUUAUCUGAUGAGUGCACAAGCUCAGCUGAAAUCCACAGUGCUGGCUGAAAGGCCAGCGGUCGGUCGGUCAUGUCUGCUGGAGGCCCGGCUGCCCCUGACAUCACUACCAAACAUGUCAUUGUGGUGUUGUGGUUUGAGGUGGCUGUGCUGUGUAGUAAACUGCUUU
This is a messenger RNA of Sebastes umbrosus (honeycomb rockfish), 2551 nucleotides long. It is a transcript of the gene rbfox3a, whose product is annotated as RNA binding fox-1 homolog 3a. The transcript is spliced from 12 exons. The record is from RefSeq and is a predicted model, not a curated record. Lineage: Eukaryota; Metazoa; Chordata; Actinopteri; Perciformes; Sebastidae. Bases 352 to 1455 code for a protein of 367 amino acids. Gene Ontology annotation, molecular function: mRNA binding. Gene Ontology annotation, biological process: regulation of alternative mRNA splicing, via spliceosome; nervous system development. Gene Ontology annotation, cellular component: nucleus; cytoplasm.